This is a messenger RNA of Eufriesea mexicana, 1696 nucleotides long. RefSeq names its product apidermin 3 like (gene apd-3l). Bases 29 to 871 code for a protein of 280 amino acids. Lineage: Eukaryota; Metazoa; Arthropoda; Insecta; Hymenoptera; Apidae. The transcript has 4 exons. The record is from RefSeq and is a predicted model, not a curated record.
CUACCAGCCCACCAUACACACACCAAACAUGAAGGCCUUUGUUGUGUUCGCCUGUCUGGCAGUGGCGACGGCACGCGCCGGAAUCGCACAUGGACCUGGCAUUGCUCUCGCUGGAGGUCAUGGCGGCAUUGGUCUUGGAGGCGUAGGUCUGGGAGGAGUCGGCCUGGGAGGAGUCGGUCUGGUAGGCGGAGGUGCUAGUCUCUCCGGUGGUCUUGCAGCGGGUGCUGGUAGCGCGAGAUCCCUUCAAGAGGGAGCGUCCAGCUUGGGAUCCUCUGCUCUCGGUGCCAGCUACGCCGCUGGAUCCGCGGCGGCGGCUGGAGCUGCCGGUGUUCAACAAAUCGUCUCCGGUGGCGUAAUCGGAGGCAGGGCUGACAUUGGACCCGCUGAAGGACCCAAGGCUAACGUUGGACCCCAGAGCGGACCAUCCGACAGCGUUGGACCUCAAGAAGGUGCCAAGAACGUCGGUGGACCACGUACCGGCCCAGCUGGUCUCGUAGGACCCGCAACUGGUCCAUUCACCUCCGUGGGUGCCUCUGCUGGUACCUCCACCCUCAUUGGACCAUCCCAGGGUGCCGCCAACUUGGUAGGACCAUCUGUGGGAGUCGUAUCCUUCUAUGCUGGUAGCGGUAACAUCAACGGUGACGACGGAAGCUCUGGCUCUGCUGCCGCUGCUGCGCCAGGCGCAGGUCUCGGUGGUCUCGGUCUCGGUGGUGCUGGUGCCAUCGCUGUUGUCGGUGGUGGUGCCGGAAUCGGUGCUGGUAUCGGCGGACACGACGGUGGUGUUGCUGUGAUCAACGGACCGUCUGGCGCCAUCCACGCUGGACUCGGCUCUCACGGAGCUAUCAUCCCCGGGGCACUCGGCAAGUACUAGACGUUCUAAGGCCCCAGCGAUCUCGGCUCGGCGACGGCGGCAAACCCACCACAGUCACUUACCGGUCUCAAACGAUCCUCAAACGCGCUCAACGUCUUCUUCCCAAAGCUUCGUCCAACCUCGGAACAUGGUUAUAGCGCCGGCGUUAGUGGUGUAGUCGGUAUAUAGUCAGAAUAUUCUAAUCACAAGUCCAGUCGGUAUAUAUCGAGACACGGUGAAGCGCGAGUCGAAAGCCCGGCACACGCCCGGCACCUGCCAUCGACGAUCACGGGUUUAGAUCUCGGCAAAGUGCACACCGUGGCCCCGGCCAUUCGUGAUCCGCGGCUCUCGUCUUCGUUCUCAACCCCGUUUCGUCGGCCACGCGACUCGUGCCCGAUCAUCAGACGCGGGGCACGGGUAAAAUUUAGUCAAUUUCUUCUUUCAUCAAAACCGCGUACGCGACAGAGGAAGUCGGACGAAGCCGUGAUUGCCAGCCACGGUUGCAACGGCACGCGACGUGGACAUCUCGCUCGCGAUCUACACGAUGAGCCUGUAUCGAACGAUCGGCAACGCACCGAGCCGCGUCCAUGUUUUCCAUUGACAACCACCCGAACCCGCGCCAGAACCCACGAGAGUCAACGCGAGCACGUUGAACCCGGCUGCUCCGCCAUGGACCCAGCAAGUGGACAAGCUUUGGCGCUUCGUCGUUGGACCAACUGGGUCUGUUCUGUUUUCUGAACACCCACCGUUGCUCCGGCAGUACUCUCUUUUUUUUCUCUCUUACGUCUUCCACCAUCCGUAAGGCCGCCGCUCUUCACACAUAUUUACUACUCUGUCUUUUUUUUC